Messenger RNA from Thalassophryne amazonica, 2881 nucleotides. RefSeq names its product MORC family CW-type zinc finger 2 (gene morc2). Gene Ontology annotation, cellular component: nucleus. Bases 232 to 2565 code for a protein of 777 amino acids. The transcript is spliced from 23 exons. NCBI's taxonomy places the organism in Eukaryota, Metazoa, Chordata, Actinopteri, Batrachoidiformes, Batrachoididae. The record is from RefSeq and is a predicted model, not a curated record.
CCGCCUCUCUGAUUUCGACCAACUCUCUGGUGUUUGUUCGCGGCCUGUGUUCGUUUGUUUCACGUUCAUUGAAACAUAAUAACGUGUUCAUUCUUCCCUGGAAGGAUUAUUACAGAAGCGUGGAGCUGCGUCAAAGUCGGCCCAAUCGGAUGAAAACUUGGGAUUACAAUUCUGUCGUUUAGGAAACGGACAGCCAGGAGUCCAGAAAGGGAAGAGAAGUUUUGAGUGGCCAUGGCAUACUCAAACUAUAGCACCCUGAACAGGGCUCAGCUUACGUUUGAGUACCUACAUACUAACUCGACGACCCAUGAGUUCUUAUUUGGAGCGUUGGCGGAGCUUGUGGACAAUUCCAGAGAUGCCAGUGCCACAAGAAUUGACAUCUGUACAGAAAAAAGGCCAGAACUACGUGGUGGCUUCAUGCUCCGUUUUCUUGAUGAUGGUAUAGGAAUGGACCCAAGUGAGGCAACCCAUGUGAUUCAGUUUGGAAAGUCAAGCAAACGGUCACCAGAGUCGACACAUAUUGGCCAAUAUGGAAAUGGCCUGAAGUCGGGGUCCAUGCGUAUUGGCAAAGACUUCAUCUUAUUCACAAAAAAGGGAGACACGCUGACUUGCCUUUUCCUAUCAAGGACAUUUCAUGAAGAGGAGGGACUUGAUGAGGUGAUCGUUCCCCUCCCCUCAUGGGAUCUGAAGACCAAACAACCACUGACCUCUGACCCAGAGAAGUAUGCCAUAGAGACCGAGCUCAUCUUCAAAUACUCUCCUUUUAAAAAUGAGCAGCAGUUGAUGGAACAGUUCAGCAAAAUAGAAAGUAGCAGUGGUACACUUGUGAUCAUCUAUAAUCUGAAGCUGAUGGAUAGUGGCGAUCCAGAGCUGGAUGUGGAGACUGACCACCAGGAUAUUCUGAUGGCUGGUACCCCUGUCGAAGGAGUGAAGCCAGAAAGGAGAUCAUUCAGGGCAUACACAGCAGUGUUAUACAUUGACCCACGCAUGAGGAUCUUUAUCCAGGGACACAAAGUCAGAACGAAGAGAUUGUCCUGCUGUCUUUAUAAACCCAGGGUUUACAAAUAUACAUCGACACGUUUUAAAACACGUGCGGAGCAAGAAGUGAAGAAAGCAGAUCAUCUUGCUAAAAUUGCGGAGGAGAAAGCCCGUGAGGCAGAGAGUAAGCGUGUGGCUAUGGAGGCCAAAUUAGUAGAUGACGUGUCAAAAGAUUCACGGGCAAUUCUGAGAAAAGUCCAGGAUGCAGCAGUGAUGCUUCGAGGAGACGCUGACUUGAAAAAAAGGAUCUUGGAAGCCAAACAGAAAGCGUUAAAGGAGCCUAAAGAGCUGAAUUUUAUAUUUGGAGUGAACAUUGAGCAGAGGGAACUGGAUGGGAUGUUUGUCUACAAUUGCUCUCGUCUCAUUAAGAUGUAUGAGAAGACAGGACCCCAGCUGGAGGGAGGCAUGGCCUGUGGAGGUGUGGUUGGAGUUGUGGAUGUCCCUUAUUUAGUUUUAGAGCCUACACACAACAAGCAAGACUUUGCAGAUGCUAAGGAGUAUCGACAUUUACUGAAAUCCAUGGGAGAUCAUCUAGCUCAAUACUGGAAAGACACUAAUAUUGGUGAGUCUCUCCUACACUCGCGCCUGACAGUGCACGUAGCAUCAUUCAUCCAAGGCUCAGAUCGACGUUUGGAAGAUCUAAGUUUCAAUGGAGCUGCAGUAUCUAAGACAUGUAGUGAAUUUCCAAACAGAUCCUCUGUGCUGUUGACCUUUCAGGUUGAUGCACAAAGGAAAGGGGUUACCACUCCUGUGCAGCAGCCCCCAACACCGUCCUCUGUCCCUAAAGCUGUUUCUGCCACCAAACCUAAGGUACCUGAGAAGGUACCAGAACAGGAACCGGAGAAUGACACAAAAAAUGUCCAGAAAGAUAAGGGUCUGCUGGUUGAAGUACGUGUUAAUAAGGAGUGGUACACUGGCAGAGUCAUCGCUGUGGAGGCAAAUAAACAGACUAUUCGCUGGAAAGUUAAGUUUGACUAUGUACCAAGUUCCACCCCUAAAGACAGAUGGGUCUUCAAGGGUAGCGAUGAUGUCCGUUUGAUGCGGCCAGCAUCUCCAAUGUCUCAGACACCUGACACUCAGCAGGACACAGAAAGAGGACAUGCACCCAUGGAACCAGACACCACUCAACCAGGAACCAGCCGAGAGGUGACUGACAGCCUAGUCGCCAUGUUGAGGACAAUGCUACGUUACUUCUUUCCACCUGAUUUUCGGAUUCCUAAGGAUGAUGUCAGCAGCAUGACAGCUGAGGAGUUGAUGUCCUUUCCUUUGAAAGAGUAUUUUCAGCAGUAUGAAUCUGGUCUGCAGUCACUGUGUAACUCGUACCAGAGCAGAGCUGAUGCCAAGGCUAAAGCUGUGGAAGAGAAGAGCAACAGCAUUGAAGUCAAACUGAAGGAGGCAGAUGAGAAACUCCAAAAACUGAGAACAAACAUUGUAGCACUUCUGCAGAAAGUACAAGAGGACAUUGACAUAAACACCGAUGAUGAGCUUGAUGCCUACAUAGAAGACCUUCUGACUAAGGGAGAUUAAAGAAGAAAAAAAACAGUUUUAAAAAUUGAAGAGACUCUUACUUUCAAGCCAUGAAUGGCUGAUAGUUCACUAAGGACUUGCUCAACAAUCCUGCUCAUGUUUUGUAUGCGCAGAGUUUGGUUUAUGUCGGGGCUGUGUUCUCUUUUUUUAGUAAAUCAUAUUUUUGAUUGUUGACUUUCAUGUUUUAGUCAGCACCAACAUGUUUUUGCAUUAUUGGGUAUGCUCUGUGAUUUUCUUUUAAGACUGUUUUAUAUACGGUGCAUCCAGAAAGUAUUCAUAGUGCUUCACUUUUUCCACAUUUUAUCUUGCAACCUUG